Messenger RNA from Penicillium hordei, 498 nucleotides. RefSeq lists its product as uncharacterized. Lineage: Eukaryota; Fungi; Ascomycota; Eurotiomycetes; Eurotiales; Aspergillaceae. Bases 1 to 498 code for a protein of 165 amino acids. The transcript has a single exon. The record is from RefSeq and is a predicted model, not a curated record.
AUGUCCGCAGCACAAUGUACCAGACUGUUCACCAGAAACAUCCCUCAAGUGAGGCGACAACGCCAACUACAAAGUUCUCGCGUCACACUCGUUGGCACUCCAGCCCCAAGUCACAAUCCUACCAUUGACUCCGAAGUUCUACCAUAUCGACUCUACGAACUCUCACUAAAGAAGAUCCGAAAAGAGGCCCACGCAGCCGAGCCCGAUCUACGCCAUGUCAUUGCCGGCAUCACAAUGCAAAAAGUGGUUUCCAGUGUGGUGCAUGAUGAUCUUCUCCAGAGAGUCGACAUGAUCGAAACCGCAAAAUUACCCAGACUACCGAUCCUACCGGGCGCCGAUGAGCCAUGGGAGCAUGAAGAAAUCACCGCAAAUCAAACAUCGAAUCCGAAUGAGUGGGAUAUGGAAUCUCUCGACCAAGCGCUUUGUGAGAUGGAACGCGCUAGUAAGAAAGGAAAUGUUGCAAAAAGUGUUUGUUUUCAGUUGAUUAAUGACAUGUGA